Messenger RNA from Phyllostomus hastatus (greater spear-nosed bat), 1977 nucleotides. RefSeq names its product RNA pseudouridine synthase domain containing 1 (gene RPUSD1). The record is from RefSeq and is a predicted model, not a curated record. Gene Ontology annotation, biological process: pseudouridine synthesis. NCBI's taxonomy places the organism in Eukaryota, Metazoa, Chordata, Mammalia, Chiroptera, Phyllostomidae. Bases 283 to 1221 code for a protein of 312 amino acids. The transcript is spliced from 6 exons. Gene Ontology annotation, molecular function: RNA binding; pseudouridine synthase activity.
GUCCGUCUGGAAGCGUGGGCGGGGCUGCGCGGGCUUGCUGGACUCGGAGAAACGCAGCUCCGUGUAGUCCGCGGGCCUUUGGUCGCAAGGCGCGGGGACGCGAAGGCGGGAUCCGGAGCAAGUCUGCGGCAUCCGGGGCCCUGACGACAGGGCCAGACUUCAGGUCGGUUCCGGAGUGGGUGGAGUCGUGGGAGGAGCUUGCAGUCGUGGUCCUUCCGAACCCCUCGGCUUGUGCCCACACACGCAGGAAGUUGGGGCUUCUGCGGAGAGCAGGCCCCUGCCAUGGAACCAGGCAGCAUGGAGAACCUGUCCAUCCUGUACCAGAGCCGUGACUUCCUGGUGGUGAACAAGCACUGGGACGUGCGCAUCGAUAGCAAGACGUGGAGGGAGACGCUGACCCUCCAGAAGCAGCUGCGGCACCACUUUCCAGAGCUGGCUGACCCAGACACCUACUAUGGCUUCAGGUUCUGCCACCAACUGGACUUCUCCACCAGCGGAGCACUCUGUGUGGCCCUAAAUAAGGCAGCUGCAGGCAGUGCUUACAAGUGCUUCAAGGAGCGGCGUGUCACCAAGGCUUACCUGGCUCUGGUUCGGGGGCACAUCCAGGAGAGCCGGAUGACCAUCAGCUAUGCCAUCGGCAGGAACAACACAGAGGGUCGGGCCCACACCAUGUGCAUCGAGGGCACCCAGGGCUGUGAGAACCCAAAACCAAGCCUCACGGAGCUGGUGGUCCUAGAACACGGCCUGUAUGCAGGUGAUCCUGUCUCCAAAGUGCUGCUGCAGCCCCUCACAGGCCGGACACACCAGCUGCGUGUGCACUGCAGUGCCCUCAACCACCCCAUUGUGGGGGACCUGACCUAUGGGCAGGCCUCGGGUCAGGAGGAGCAACCAUUCCGCAUGAUGUUACAUGCCUUCUACCUGCGGAUCCCCACACAGGCUGAGUGUGUGGAAGCCCGCACUCCGGACCCCUUCGUGCCCACCCUCGACGCCUGCUGGAGCCCCCACACUCUGGUACAGCCACUGGACCAGCUUGUCCAGGUCCUGCGGGCUGCCCACGACCCUAAGCCCACAGAAGGGGACACUGGGCCCUGCAGCCCCUCCUCAUGCCUGCCAGGGCCGGGCCGGCCCCCACCACACCCUGCCACUCCUCCUGAGACAGAGGCACAGCGGGCCUCAUGCCUUCAGUGGUUGUCAGAGUGGACACUGGAGCCAGACAACUGAGAGUAUGGGCCUGGUGUUGGGGUGCAGGCUGGAACUUCCAAGUGGAUGGGGGCUGUGGGUCAGAACCCUAAUCCUAUCAUCCCAAGGCACAGGUGUCCCAGCCACUGAGGACUGAGACUCCACCCCAAAUGCAGCAGCCAAACCUGGAAAAGAACGGACAGGGCCAGCAGGGGGAGCCAGGCAACCAUGAUUAUGGAAGAUGAAGGGCUCUUGGUGGUGGUACCAGCCCCCAGGGGAAACCUAGGCCUGUCUGUCAUCCCAGAAUGCUUUUCUGGCUUCAAAGCUUCACCUCCAGGACCAGUUUUGUAGAUUGCGUGAGGGUCACCCUGGAAAAGGAACUCGGCCAGCGCUUUCCUGGGCAGGCUCCUCCUGGGCUCCUACUCCACCCUUAGAGCACCCUGCUCCUAAUUCUGCUCAGACCCCCUGUGAUAUCACCCCAGUUCCGCUGAGCCCUGCAAAUCCUCACUUGUCCCCUGCCUGGCCAGUCCUGCUUUGCGUCUUGGCUUCUGCCAAACUCUGUCCGUAGGCCUCCUGCCUCCACCCACUUCCGGCUCAUCACACAUGGGGGAGGGUCUGUCUGUCCCUUGUGACCUGACAUAAUGCUGUCUGGGGGGUCCUCCCACACAGCCACCCAUUAUUAGACUGCAGCCUGGGAGCCAGGGGAGCCCAGCCUCCACCUCUGUGCCCCAUGGCACGCCUGUAUCACUCCAGGCACGACUGGGCUCCAGGAGUUCAAAUAAAAGCUCAGUGACUAAC